GAGAUGGGGGGAGAGAGCGAGCCGAACAAACAGGUCUGAGAUCGACACCAUUGAAGAUAUUUUCAAUUUUCAAUUUUCAAACGGAACCUUUACCUUCGUUUCCCCAAUUUUUAGUUUCUGUUGCUAAUCUUUCAUGGCGGUUAACCGUAAUGAGAUGGAUCGGAUCAAGGGUCCGUGGAGCCCUGAAGAAGAUGACGCUCUUCAGAGGCUCGUCCAGAAGCAUGGCCCACGCAACUGGUCCCUCAUCAGCAGAUCGAUUCACGGCCGCUCUGGGAAGUCCUGCCGGCUCCGAUGGUGCAAUCAGCUCUCGCCGCAGGUGGAGCACCGACCCUUCUCGCCGGAGGAGGACGAGACCAUUAUCAGAGCUCAUGCGAACUUNGGCAACAGAUGGGCUACUAUUGCUCGGCUUCUUUCUGGCCGAACAGAUAACGCCGUCAAGAAUCACUGGAAUUCGACGCUCAAGCGGAAGUGCUCAUCAAUGAUGAAUGAGGGGUUUGAAGGGGAAAGCAACAAUCAGCCUCUGAAGAAAUCGUUCAGCGCUGGCGCCGCUGUCAACAUCUCCAACGGACUCUACAUGAGCCCCGGUAGUCCAUCGGGAUCUGACAGAAGCGACUCUAGCGUUCCUGUUGUAUCUCCAAUCGUGUACCGCCCCGUUGCCAGAACCGGCAGCGUAAUACCUCCGGGAGAAUCAACUUUGUCCUCCGCCACAGAUCCUCCGACGUCGCUAUCGUUAUCUCUCCCAGGAGUGGGUGCCGCCGGCGAAAGUUCAAAUCGCGAAGGAAGUGGAUCAACGGCGCAGGUGCCUCUACUGGCAGCAUUCGCUCAAAUACAGAGCAUGGCGGCAUCGGAGCUGGCGAGGGCGUCGCAGCUAGAUAACAGACCCGAUGAGUCAGCCGAGAAAAUUAAUGGGUUUGGAAUAUUCAGUGCAGAUUUAAUGGCGGUGAUGCAAGAAAUGAUAAGGUCGGAGGUGAAAAGCUAUAUGGAAGGGCUAUCGGAUCCAAGAGGAAGAGGUUGUUUCCAGCAGGCUAAAGCCGGUGGGAUCAGGAACGUUGGUUUUUAAGCGAACUGCGAAUUAAUCAACAAGAUUUGAACUGUUGAAGCGAAGUUGCCAUCUCGGGCUUCGAGAGAAAGAGGGAAUGUUGGUUGGGGAGAGAAUGAGAAACACAGUAAGAAAAUGUGCUGGGGGGAAAGAAGUAAACCUGGGAGUUGGGUUUCUUUCCAUCUUUCAACUCUUUUUUUAAUGUUGUUUUUUAAGGAAAUAAUAUUUAGUGAAUGAAUGUACAUAGAAGGGAAUGAAAGAAGAUGAAAAGGGGGAAGUUCCCAUUCCCAAUUCCUUAACAGAUAGGAAAUCCAACGCAAAACCAUAAUCAAUUGGUUUCGUUUUGAAUGUUCUAA
Messenger RNA from Cucurbita maxima (winter squash), 1395 nucleotides. Its product is annotated as transcription factor MYB44-like. Gene Ontology annotation, biological process: regulation of DNA-templated transcription. The coding region runs from base 134 to 1060 and encodes 308 amino acids. The transcript has 2 exons. Gene Ontology annotation, molecular function: DNA-binding transcription factor activity, RNA polymerase II-specific; RNA polymerase II cis-regulatory region sequence-specific DNA binding. NCBI's taxonomy places the organism in Eukaryota, Viridiplantae, Streptophyta, Magnoliopsida, Cucurbitales, Cucurbitaceae. Gene Ontology annotation, cellular component: nucleus. The record is from RefSeq and is a predicted model, not a curated record.